AUGGAAAAGACUAAUUCAAGAGACUGUGAGAUAGUGGAGAAAGAGAAGAAGAAAUCCUAUGGGACUACAGUAGAAGAAGCACUUGUUAUGACUGGUUUCGGCAAGUACAACUUUGGUCUAUUAUUGGUAUGCAGUUGGAUCCUGCAGGCCAUGGGUAUGGACAUGUUCGGCACCAGUUUUGUGGUGGCCGCGGCGGUAUGUGACCUGGAACUGACUAUGCAGCAGCGAGCUUUACUUACUGCCAUGCCUUUAUUGGGUGUGGUAGCAGGUGCUCAACUGUGGGGAUACGUGUCAGACACGAAAGGUCGUAAACUGACUUUGAUGUUGUCUAUGUCCGUAGGCUUUGUAUUCGCAGCCCUCAGUAGCCUUGCACCCAACUGGCAGAUCAUGGCAGUGCUAAAACUCAUCUCGUCCACUUUUACCUCAGCAAGCAACUCGGGAGCCUACACACUGCUUGGUGAGAGUUGUUCGGCGCAAGCGCGUGGCAAAGCCUUGCUGCUAUGCACGUGUGCAUUAAUGUGCUCGCAAGCUACUGUAGCAGCUUAUGCCUACCCAAUCCUUCCUUUGGACUUCUCUUAUCGUAUCGAAUUUUUGAACAUUACGUAUCGGCCCUGGCGGUUGCUUGCCUUCGUUAUGGCGCUUCCCUGUGCUGCUACUGCUUGUUUGCUCCAGUUCUUCCACGAGAGUCCUAAGUUUCUUGCUUCUAAUGGCAGAUGUGAGGAAGCUUUAAAUAUACUUAAGAAAAUUUACGUGUGCAAUACUGGUCACAGUGCGGAAAGUUUUCCAUGUAAUAAAUUGGUAGAUGACUCAGAUAACCAGAGUACAAAUUAUCAAACUUCAUUCUUUACUUCAAUUUGGUACCAGACCGUUCCCUUGUUCAGGCAAGCUCACUUAAAGAAAACUCUUCAACUCUUCUACCUCGUAGCUAUCAUUUAUAUGACUGGCAGUGGCUUCAUCCUCUGGCUUCCAUAUAUCAUGAACAAUCUCUUCUCUGUGCUUGAGAAUGGCGGUGGUGAUGGCAUGAAUUUAUGUACCGUUAUCAGAUACCAAGUGCAAGACACCCUUUCUGUUAAAAAUGAUACUAAUAUUAAAAUCUGCGAUGAUACAAUCCAAGAAACUACUCUAUUCUCAGCUAUGACGUAUGGGGCCCUAGCUUGUUGCUCCAAUUUAGUCCUUUCCUUAACUUGUGGAACUCGAAAGAGACAGGCUAUGAUGUGUAUUCUGGCCAUAUCAGCUAUCGCUGGAAUACUCAUGAAUGUAGUGCCCGUGCCUCUUGCUGGUGGAAUAUUCUUUUUCUUCUUUUUGAUGUGUGCACUGUCAAUGGGAAUCCUGAGUGUUUUCUUCAUAGAAUUGUAUCCAACUUCGUUGAGGGGAAUGGUGUCCUGUCUAUCCAUUAUGUUGGGGCGCUUAUUCGCAUUUGGUGGUGUAAAUGUGAUUGGAGCCUUCAUUUCCACCAAUUGUGAGGCUACCUUUUACGUCUGGUCUUUCUUGUUACUUACUGCUAUAGGAGUAGCUUGGUUCUUACCUCGAGACAAGGAGCCCAAGAACUGA
Molecule: messenger RNA, 1551 nt
Organism: Arctia plantaginis
Lineage: Eukaryota; Metazoa; Arthropoda; Insecta; Lepidoptera; Erebidae
Source: the annotation of a GenBank genome assembly